Messenger RNA from Hippopotamus amphibius kiboko, 1581 nucleotides. RefSeq names its product ubiquitin carboxyl-terminal hydrolase 32-like. NCBI's taxonomy places the organism in Eukaryota, Metazoa, Chordata, Mammalia, Artiodactyla, Hippopotamidae. Gene Ontology annotation, molecular function: cysteine-type deubiquitinase activity. Gene Ontology annotation, cellular component: Golgi apparatus. The record is from RefSeq and is a predicted model, not a curated record. Gene Ontology annotation, biological process: protein deubiquitination.
UUUCCUGUCGUCUCAGAAGAAUCGCCCCAGCCUUUUUGGAAUGCCUCUGAUUGUUCCAUGUACUAUGCACACCCGGAAGAAAGACCUGUAUGAUGCAGUUUGGAUUCAAGUAUCUCGAUUAGCCAGCCCACUCCCACCUCAGGAAGCUAGUAAUCACGCUCAGGAUUGUGAUGACAGUAUGGGUUACCAGUAUCCAUUCACUCUACGCGUUGUGCAGAAAGACGGGAACUCCUGUGCUUGGUGCCCGUGGUAUAGAUUUUGCAGAGGCUGUAAACUUGAUUGCGGGGAGGACAGAGCUUUCAUUGGAAAUGCUUAUAUUGCUGUGGAUUGGGACCCCACAGCCCUUCACCUCCGCUAUCAGACAUCACAGGAGAGGGUUGUGGAUGAGCACGAGAGUGUGGAACAGAGUCGGCGAGCACAGGCUGAGCCCAUCAACCUGGACAGCUGUCUGCGCGCUUUCACCGGAGAGGAGGAGCUGGGGGAAAAUGAGAUGUACUACUGCUCCAAGUGUAAGACCCACUGCUUGGCAACCAAGAAGCUAGAUCUCUGGAGGCUUCCCCCCGUCUUGAUUAUUCAUCUUAAACGAUUUCAAUUUGUAAAUGGUCGAUGGAUAAAAUCACAGAAAAUUGUUAAAUUUCCUCGUGAAAGUUUUGACCCUAGUGCUUUUUUGGUGCCAAGGGAUCCAGCUCUCUGUCAGCGUAAACCACUCACACCCCAGGGGGAUGACCUCUCUGAGUCCAGGGUUCCAGCCGGAGAAGUGAAGAAAGUGGAUGCUCAGAACUCAGCUGGGGAAGACGACGUGCUCCUGAGCAAGAGCCCAUCCUCACUCAGCGCGAACGUCAUCAGUAGCCCUAAAGGUUCACCUUCUUCAUCAAGAAAAAGGGGAACCAGCUGUCCCUCCAGCAAAAACAGCAGCCCUAACAGCAGCCCUCGGACUUUAGGGAGGAGCAGAGGGAGGCUCCGGCUGCCCCAGAUCGGCAGCAAAAAUAAACUGUCGAGUAGUAAGGAGAACUUGGAUGGCAGCAGAGAGAACGGGGCCGGGCACGUGUGUGAGCUGGCUGAUGCCUUGAGCCGAGGGCACAUGCUGGGGGGCAGCCAGCCUGAGCUGGUCACCCCGCAGGACCACGAAGCAGCUUUGGCCAAUGGAUUCCUUUAUGAGCAUGAGGCAUGUGGCAAUGGCUACAGCAACGGUCAGCUUGAAAACCACAGCAAAGAAGACAGCACUGAUGACCAAAGAGAAGAUGUUCGUGUUAAGCCUAUUUAUAAUCUGAUGCAAUUUCGUGCCAUUCAGGAAUUCUGGGCGGGGGCCAUUAUGUCACUUAUGCCAAAAACCCAAACAGCAAGUGGUACUGUUACAAUGACAGCAGCUGUAAGGAACUUCACCCUGAUGAAAUUGACACCGACUCUGCCUACAUCCUUUUCUAUGAGCAGCAGGGCAUAGACUAUGCACAAUUUCUGCCAAAGAUCGACGGCAAAAAGAUGGCAGACACAAGCAGCAUGGACGAAGACUUUGAGUCUGAUUACAAAAAGUACUGUGUGUUACAGUAAAGCUACCACUCUGGCUGCUAGACAGGCUGGUGA